UGAUAAAUUGCGGGAGAGGGUGCGUUAUAAGGCUAUCUCCUGCGUCUCUGAUAUGCACCAAUAUGCUUGGAUGGAUUUUUCGUAAUAGUGGUGGUUUUAGAACGCAGAGGAAGCUCCAAAAUCAAUUGCAGUUUCAGUGGGAGUGCUUAAACUGGCUAACCCACGUCAGAAAUCCUUUCAUUUGAGUUGUUUGGUUCAGAAAGUGGGGUUUUGAACAUGGGUUUGCUGGGGGAAACCCUGACACAGAUUCUGAUACCUGUGGCUGCAAUAGUUGGGAUUGGGUUUGCUCUGUUGCAGUGGCUCUUGGUUUCAAGGGUCAGGGUGUCGGCCGACCCUGACUCCGGUUUGGACAAUGGGUGUAGUGAUAGGUUGAUUGAAGAGGAGGAAGAGUCUGUUGACAUUCAUGGUGUUGCCGCCAAAUGUGCAGAGAUUCAGAACGCCAUAUCUGUUGGGGCAACUUCAUUUCUUUUCACUGAAUACAAGUACUUGAGCAUUUUCAUGACUGUUUUUGGUGCCAUCAUUUUCCUCUUCCUCGGUUCAGUUAAAGGUUUCAGCAUUAAGAGUGAACCUUGCACCUAUAACAAGGAGAACCUCUGUAAACCAGCUUUGGCCAAUGCCAUCUUUAGCACGGUUGCUUUCUUGCUUGGUGCUCUGACCUCUGUUCUUUCGGGGUUCCUUGGAAUGAAGAUUGCAACCUUUGCAAAUGCAAGAACAACAUUAGAAGCAAGGAAGGGUGUAGGUAAGGCCUUCAUUACGGCCUUCCGAUCUGGUGCUGUCAUGGGGUUCCUUCUGGCUGCCAAUGGCCUCUUGGUUCUGUAUAUUUCCAUUAAUCUCUUUAGAUUAUACUAUGGGGAUGACUGGGAGGGGCUUUAUGAGUCCAUUACUGGUUAUGGCCUUGGAGGUUCUUCGAUGGCACUCUUCGGAAGAGUUGGAGGAGGUAUAUACACAAAAGCAGCUGAUGUUGGUGCUGACCUUGUUGGGAAAGUUGAACGAAACAUUCCUGAAGAUGACCCACGAAACCCAGCUGUUAUUGCAGAUAAUGUUGGUGACAACGUUGGAGAUAUUGCAGGGAUGGGCUCUGACCUGUUUGGUUCCUAUGCUGAGUCAUCCUGUGCUGCAUUGUUUGUUGCAUCAAUUUCCUCCUUUGGCAUUGGUCAUGACUUCUCUGCCAUGUCUUAUCCUCUGAUUAUAAGCUCAAUGGGAAUUGUGGUUUGCCUCAUAACCACACUUUUUGCUACUGAUCUCUUUGAAAUAAAAGAUGUGACUGAAAUUGAACCAUCCUUGAAGCGACAGCUUCUCAUAUCAACAAUUCUGAUGACUGUUGGGAUUGCCAUUGUUAGCUUUGUUGCUCUGCCUUCCGAAUUCACUCUCUUUAACUUUGGGACAGAAAAGACUGUAAAAAACUGGCACCUCUCUAUAUGCGUUUCAGUUGGCUUGUGGGCGGGUCUUGUAAUUGGAUACACUACUGAAUAUUAUACCAGUAAUGCUUAUAGUCCAGUGCAGGAUGUAGCUGACUCUUGUAGGACAGGUGCAGCAACAAAUGUUAUCUUUGGCCUUGCUUUGGGAUACAAAUCCGUAAUUAUUCCCAUAUUCGCCAUCGCCAUUGCCAUUUUUGUGAGCUUCAGCUUUGGUGCCAUGUAUGGAAUUGCAGUGGCUGCUCUGGGAAUGCUGAGUACCAUAGCAACUGGGCUUGCAAUUGAUGCCUAUGGGCCUAUAAGUGACAAUGCUGGUGGAAUUGCAGAGAUGGCUGGAAUGAGCCACAAGAUCCGUGAAAGAACAGAUGCUCUGGAUGCUGCAGGAAACACAACUGCUGCUAUUGGAAAGGGUUUUGCAAUUGGAUCGGCUGCUCUCGUCUCUCUUGCAUUAUUUGGUGCCUUUGUGAGUAGGGCUGGCAUCACGGCUGUUGAUGUGUUGAGCCCAAAAGUAUUCAUUGGAUUGAUUGUGGGGGCCAUGCUUCCAUACUGGUUCUCAGCUAUGACAAUGAAGAGUGUUGGAAGUGCUGCUCUGAAGAUGGUGGAAGAGGUGCGUAGACAAUUCAACUCAAUUCCAGGGCUCAUGGAGGGAAGGACAAAACCAGACUAUGCAACCUGUGUGAAGAUCUCCACUGAUGCUUCGAUCAAGGAGAUGAUCCCACCUGGUGCAUUGGUUAUGCUUACACCACUUAUUGCUGGAACAUUCUUUGGGGUGGAAACUCUAGCUGGGGUUCUUGCUGGUUCACUCGUCUCUGGUGUGCAGGUUGCCAUCUCGGCCUCCAACACUGGUGGUGCUUGGGAUAAUGCAAAGAAAUACAUCGAGGCUGGUGCUUCUGAACAUGCACGUUCAUUAGGCCCAAAGGGAUCAGACCCCCAUAAGGCAGCAGUGAUUGGGGACACAAUUGGAGAUCCCCUCAAGGAUACUUCUGGUCCUUCCCUCAACAUCCUGAUAAAGCUCAUGGCGGUAGAAUCGUUGGUCUUUGCUCCAUUCUUUGCAACUCACGGGGGUUUUCUUUUCAAGUGGCUUUGAGAUGGAGUUCUAGUGAUCAGGGUUGAGCUGGUGGUGAUCAGGGUUGGAAAUCAAGAAGCAAAGUUUGCCAUGGUUUUGCUCUGCUAUCUACUUAGUUGUUCUAAGCAACUUCCCUGCUUAGAAUCAUAAAUCGGAUUGAGUAAGAAUAAAAUAGAUAUUCCCACUGUACGUAUACCUAAAUCUGUCUCUGGACUGGAUUUUACUAAUCAUUUCCUCUUAAUUCUUAGCUGCCUUGCUCAUUGUAUA
Nelumbo nucifera (sacred lotus) is the source of this 2748-nucleotide messenger RNA. RefSeq names its product pyrophosphate-energized vacuolar membrane proton pump. Gene Ontology annotation, cellular component: membrane. Gene Ontology annotation, molecular function: inorganic diphosphate phosphatase activity; diphosphate hydrolysis-driven proton transmembrane transporter activity. The record is from RefSeq and is a predicted model, not a curated record. Gene Ontology annotation, biological process: proton transmembrane transport. Lineage: Eukaryota; Viridiplantae; Streptophyta; Magnoliopsida; Proteales; Nelumbonaceae.